AAAUAUGAUUAUGAGAGAAAGGGAGGAAGCAGGAAGAAGAAAGGAGGGGCAGAAAAAUAUUUUGGGGGAAAUUGAGGGACAGAAUGAACUGGAGAUAGAACAGGAGAGAGAGAUGGAAGAAAAGCAGGAAGUGAUUAAGGAAGCAGAGGAAGUGUACAGGGAAAGAGAAGAGAGAGGAAAGGAAGUAAGCAUGAAGAAACAUGUAGUAGUUAAUGUUAAAGCAAAAGCACGGGAAGUCUUCAAUAGGCGUAAAGAGAGGAGGUUAGAAGUGUUGAAGGGGGAACGAGAACACAUAGAAAGAGGACAACAAAUCAGGAGGGAGAAGGAAGAAAGACGGCUGGAGAUGGAAAGAAAACAGGAGAGGGCAAGACAACAAGAGGAGCAGGAUAGAAAACAAGACAUUGAAAUUGCUAGACAGAAAGAAAUGUUCAGACUAAGAGAGGAGGAGAGGCAGAGAGAGGAAGAGAGAGAGGAGCAGAGAAAGAGAGCCAUUGAAGGCCAUUUAGCUUUAAUCAGAGAGAGAGAGAAGAUUUUAGAGGUAAAGAAGGACAUUCUCCCACCCGAUAAAAGUAUCCGAAGGAGAGCUGUGGGCUGGGUAAACAAGAAGUGGGAGAAGAGAAACCUCAAAAAGAUAGAGAGAACCUGUCAGAGAGAAGCUGAGGAGGGCGAUAAGAUCGUCCACAUAGUCAUCCCUGGACCCAUAAGGCUAACCAUGACCCGGGCAGAGAGAGAGAGGGAGAAGAGGAAGGAGCUGCUGAAGGCUGAGGAGAGAAGGAAGAAGUUGGAGGAUUUCAAUAAGCAGUGGAGAGUGCAGUCGCUGCUUAAAAAACACACUCAUCAACAACUGAAGGAGGAGAGGGAGAAGAUGAAGGAAAAGUACCUGGAGCAGAUUAAUCUGGAGGCUGAUGAGCAAAUCCAGAAGUUCAGCACCCAGUACAUCACCCGGUGUCCAACCACCCAACACAGCCACGACUACAACCACGGUCAGGAAUUGCCGGGGUGGGCGACAGGCCAACAAGUAAGCCAAGAGCCUGUUGCAUCUGGAGAUGGCCAGCAGGAGGGGCCAAGGAGGCAACAGGCAUGGGCAGAGAACCAGGAGGAGAGUUCAGAGAACCAGCAGGAGGGGCCAGAGAACCAUCAGGGGGGGCCAGACAGCCAGCAGCUAGAAGCUCCAGAAGAGGUUGAAACAUCAGAGCCAACCUCCAACAACAAGAAAAAGCCAAGCAUCUGGAAGAGAAUUAAGAUGGGGUAA
Molecule: messenger RNA, 1252 nt
Organism: Oncorhynchus kisutch (coho salmon)
Lineage: Eukaryota; Metazoa; Chordata; Actinopteri; Salmoniformes; Salmonidae
Product: vicilin-like seed storage protein At2g18540
Exons: 2
Coding region: 5-1252 (415 amino acids)
Source: RefSeq, a predicted model, not a curated record